Acanthosepion pharaonis is the source of this 1530-nucleotide messenger RNA. The record is from the annotation of a GenBank genome assembly. NCBI's taxonomy places the organism in Eukaryota, Metazoa, Mollusca, Cephalopoda, Sepiida, Sepiidae.
AUGGCCGACGAGGAACAUCUAUCUAUCUAUCUAUCUAUCUAUCUAUCUAUCUAUCUAUCUAUCUAUCUAUCUAUCUAUGACAUUCUCUUCAAUAUCUAUCUAUCUAUCUAUCUAUCUAUCACAUUCUCUUCAAUAUCUAUCUAUCUAUCUAUCUAUCUAUCUAUCUAUGUGAGUCUCUUCAAUAUCUAUCUGUCUGUCUAUCUAUCUAUCUAUCUAUCUCAUACUCUUCAAUAUCUAUCGAUCUUGCGUCUAGUCAGUCUGAAAAGUUUAUCUCUUUUUAUUCCUCUCUUUCACCUUUCUUCUCUCUUUGGCUCUUUCUGUCUCUCUCUCUCUCAAUCUCUCUCUCUCCCUCUCUCUCUCUCUCUCUCUCUUUCCCACUCCUUUUGCCGCUCUCUUUCCAUCUCUCUCUUAUUCGUUCCUUUUUUCUCUUUUCCCUCUCUCCCAAUCGCUCCUUUUUGUUCCUUUCUUUCAAUUUCUUGUCUCACUUUCGCUCCUUUUGUCUGUCUAUCUAUCUAUCUAUCUAUCUAUCUAUAUAUAUAUAUAUAUAUAUAUAUAUAUAUAUAUAUAUAUAUAUAUAUAUAUAUCUUUUUUCGCACCUUUGCCUUUCUCUUUCCAUCUCUCUCUUAUUCGCUCCUUUUUUCUCUCUUUUCCCACUCUCUCCCAAUCGCCCUUUUGUCCCUUUCUUUCAAUUUCUUGUCUCACUUUCGCUCCUUUUGUCUAUCUAUCUAUCUAUCUAUCUAUCUAUCUCAUUCUCUUCAAUAUCUAUCUAUCUAUCUAUCUAUCUCUUUCGCACCUUUUGCCUUUCUCUUUCCAUCUCUCUCUUAUUCGCUCCUUUUUUCUCUCUCUUUCCCACUCUCUCCCAAUCGCCCCUUUUGUCCCUUUCUUUCAAUUUCUUGUCUCACUUUCGCUCCUUUUGUCUAUCUAUCUAUCUAUCUAUCUAUCUAUCUAUCUAUCUAUCUCAUUCUCUUCAAUAUCUAUCUAUCUAUCUAUCUAUCUAUCUAUCUCUUUCGCUCCUUUUGCUUCACUCUUUCCAUCUCUCUCUUAUUUGCUCCUUUUUUCUCUCUCUUUACCAAUCUCUCCCAAUCGCUCCUUUUGUUCCUUUCUUUCAAUUUUUUUGUCUCAAUUUCGCUCCUUUUGUCUGUCUCUCUCUCUCUCUCUCUCUCUCUCUUUCGCUCCUUUUGCCUCUCUCUUUCCAUCUCUCUCUUGUUCGCUCCUUUUUUUCUCUCUCUUUCCCAAUCUCUCCCAAUCGCUCCUUUUUUUCCCUUCUUUCAAUUUCUUGUCUCACUAUCGCUCCUUUUGUCUGUCUAUCUAUCUAUCUAUCUAUCUAUCUAUCUAUUUUUCGCUCCUUUUGCCUCUCUCUUUCCAUCUCUCUCUUAUUCGCUCCUUUUUUCUCUCUUUCCCACUCUCUCCCAAUCGCUCCUUUUGUCCCUUUCUUUCAAUAUCUUGUCUCACUUUCGCUCCUUUUGUCUCUCUCUCUCUCUCUCUCUCUCUCUCUCUCUCUCCUACAAUCCCUACUCUAUUCACUCUUAA